GGGCCGGGGCCGGGGCGAGGAAGGAUCUGGGAGGCAGCGUUGUCCCCCGAAUGGCUACGGCGGCGGACCGGACUCCCGCGCCGCGGCCCUAGGCGGCCUCUCGCCAUGGCCAAGUGGCUGAACAAGUACUUCAGCUUGGGCAACAGCAAGACCAAGAGUCCCCCGCAGCCGCCGAGGCCUGACUACCGCGAGCAGCGGCGCCGGGGCGAGCGGCCCUCGCAGCCUCCCCAGGCCGUGCCGCAGGCCUCGUCGGGAUCGUGCGGGCCGGCCGCCGCCUCCUGUUUCUCGGCCUCGUCGGGCUCGCUGCCCGACGACAGCGGGAGCACGAGUGACCUCAUCCGCGCUUACCGCGCGCAGAAAGAGCGCGACUUCGAGGAUCCCUACAACGGGCCCGGCUCGUCGCUGCGCAAACUACGCGCCAUGUGUCGCCUGGACUACUGCGGCGGCGGCGGCGGGGAGCCCGGCGGGGGUCAGCGCGCCUUCUCGGCCUCGUCCACGUCGGGCGCCGCGGGCUGCUGCUGCGCGUCCUCGGGGGCCGGCGCCGCCGCGUCUUCGUCGUCGUCCUCGGGCUCCCCGCACCUCUACCGCAGCAGCAGCGAGCGGCGGCCCGCCACGCCGGCCGAGGUGCGCUACAUCUCCCCCAAGCACCGCCUCAUCAAAGUGGAGAGCGCCGCCGCGGGCGGAGCCGGGGACCCCUCGGGCGCCGUCUGCUCGGGCGGCCGCACCUGGAGCCCGACGGCCUGCGGAGGGAAAAAACUGCUCAACAAGUGCGCCCCCGCCGCCGCCGCCGCCGCCUCGGCCGCGGAGGAGAGCGGAGCUGGCAAGAAGGACAAGGUGACCAUAGCAGAUGACUACUCGGAUCCCUUUGAUGCCAAGAACGACCUCAAGAACAAACCAGGAAAGGGGGAGAGUGCUGGCUACAUGGAGCCCUAUGAAGCCCAGAGGAUCAUGACAGAAUUCCAGAGGCAGGAGAGUGUCCGGUCCCAACACAAAGGUAUCCAGUUGUACGACACCCCUUAUGAGCCAGAAGGCCAGAGCAUGGACUCUGACUCGGAGAGUACAAUCAGCCCUCGGCUACGGGAGAGCAAGCUGCCCCAGGACGAUGACAGGCCCGCUGAUGAGUACGACCAGCCAUGGGAGUGGAACCGGGUCACCAUCCCUGCUCUGGCAGCCCAGUUCAACGGCAACGAGAAACAGCGGCAGUCAUCCCCCUCACCUUCGCGGGACCGUCGGCGCCAGCUCCGCGCUCCCGGAGGCGGCUUCAAGCCCAUCAAACACGGGAGCCCCGAGUUUUGUGGCAUCCUGGGAGAGAGAGUGGAUCCUGCCGUCCCACUGGAAAAGCAAAUAUGGUAUCAUGGAGCUAUCACCAGAGGAGACGCUGAGAACCUGCUGAGACUCUGCAAGGAGUGUAGCUACCUUGUCCGGAACAGCCAGACCAGUAAACAUGACUACUCCCUCUCCCUGAAGAGCAACCAGGGCUUUAUGCACAUGAAACUGGCCAAGACCAAAGAGAAGUAUGUUCUGGGUCAGAAUAGCCCUCCUUUCGACAGUGUCCCAGAAGUCAUCCAUUACUACACCACCAGGAAACUACCCAUCAAAGGAGCUGAGCAUCUGUCCCUCCUCUACCCUGUGGCCGUGCGGACCCUGUGAGAGGACCAGCCCCCCCCACUCUAAGGACUCAGAGGAGCUCGUAGGGCAUCGGGCCCAGCUGUGUCCAGUGUGUGUCGUGUGUACGGUGCUAGCACGCCGCUGCAUGUCCUAGAAUGCUGUUGCCACUUAGGGGGCUGGAGAAGGCCUGGGUGGAGAGGGACUGCCGGCCAUCACAGCACCCAGACCCCCCCCCUUGAGUUUCUGUGAAUUAAAAUAUUUGCAAUCCAAAGAGAUGCCUUCCAGGGUGAACAAAGGCCGAGCUGCUCUGGGCGGGCGGGAGCCUGGCCUGCAUCUCUUUGUUCUCCUGCAGUUGAGAACUCACACCUGUGUGAGGGCCACGUUUUCCCUCUGGUGCUGGGAGCCAAAGGCUGGCGCCCAGAGCCCCAGAGGCCCUGGAAGCAGCCCCUGGGGUGUGUGUCACACACAGGAGUAAGCCUUCAUCACUUUUAGAUGUGCACUCAGUGUAACCAUUAGAUCUUCAAGGAAUCAUUGUGCAGUUGAAAAGGAUGCAAUUAUUUAUGAAUAGGGUGUGUAAAUAAAAUAGUCAUUUAAUAUA
Molecule: messenger RNA, 2206 nt
Organism: Jaculus jaculus (lesser Egyptian jerboa)
Lineage: Eukaryota; Metazoa; Chordata; Mammalia; Rodentia; Dipodidae
Gene: Shb
Product: SH2 domain containing adaptor protein B
Exons: 6
Coding region: 106-1650 (514 amino acids)
Molecular function (GO): phosphotyrosine residue binding
Source: RefSeq, a predicted model, not a curated record